AUGACGACAAAUGAACGCUUGCACGGUCUUCUCGAAGUACAAAGAAAACGACUUUUAGACGCGUGGUUCGCACUCCAGCUCACCCACUACAGCGGCAAAUACUCCAUCGAACGGAUGCUGUCCAUCGACGAAUAUACUCGAAGCACGUCGCUGAUACGUGUCGUCUUGGUCGUCCUUGGGGUCCCACUCCUUGUUUUUGCCCUUGUAAUAGGCCAAAAGAGUAUCGCGCUCCAGGAUCCAAGUGAUGGUUGGCAGGCGAAUCAUGGUUUCUGGGUCCGUGUGGGAAUUAUUGGAGCAGUCAUCGGAUAUGCCGCUGCAUGCCAGCUCGGUACGUGGCUAGAGCUUUCAGACCUCUCUUCACGGCAGACAGCAGUCUUCUGUUGUUAUAAGGCGGCUGGGUUUGUCGCUGUUGGCAUCGCGGCAGUGGAGAUGUGGGUCUUUCCCGUUCCGUUUUUCAUGCUUUCGCUCUCAAUGAUUUGGCCAAUGCUCCUCGUGGGCUCUUUGCGGCUCGUCGUUGGUUCCCAUUCAUUUCAGCAAAUACGUUCGCGCCAGGAUCACCUCCGUCGGUUAAAUAGACUUGGGACCCUGCAAGGAUUUCUUUCAGUAGCCUACCCAGCCUACCAGGUGCUGUUCAAGGUUGCGAAUCACACAGUUUAUGAACUACCCGUUCUGUUGCUGCUGCCUGCAUUCAAGGUUGUGAUG
Phytophthora sojae is the source of this 702-nucleotide messenger RNA. RefSeq lists its product as hypothetical. The transcript has a single exon. NCBI's taxonomy places the organism in Eukaryota, Oomycota, Peronosporomycetes, Peronosporales, Peronosporaceae. The record is from RefSeq and is a predicted model, not a curated record. The annotation marks the transcript as partial.